Molecule: messenger RNA, 1460 nt
Organism: Acipenser ruthenus (sterlet)
Lineage: Eukaryota; Metazoa; Chordata; Actinopteri; Acipenseriformes; Acipenseridae
Product: sialomucin core protein 24
Exons: 9
Coding region: 284-883 (199 amino acids)
Cellular component (GO): cytoplasmic vesicle
Source: RefSeq, a predicted model, not a curated record
CUCGUGGGGGCGGUUUAUCGUUUCUACUGUUGCGAGCGCUUUGAGUCAGUGAGACUGCUGAAUCUAUUGGGAACUGUGAAAAAAAAAAAAAAAAAAAAAAAAAAAGUCAUAUCGGUGUUUUAUGGAUUUUUUAUUUUGAAAAUUCUUACCUGUAGCUUUCCAGAGGAUUGCAGUUGUCACUCAGACGGACAAAUAUAACCUCUUGUCUGUGUGAAAGUCGACAUAUCUAACUUCUGGUGACUGAACCCCAGUUUUCCAACUUUCAACUGAAGUACAAUUUAAAAUGAAAUUAAAUUGUGUCUGUGUGUGCGUGUCCGGACUGCUGCUGGUUCUCUGUUUGAGCGUCUUCUGUGAACCAUGUUCUACUUUUAAAGAUUGCCACACAUGCACUAAUCAAACUGGCUGUUUUUGGAUGGAUUGUAUAAAUGUAACAGCCCCAGUAUGUGGAAACAACACACAGCUCAAUGCAUCACAGUGCAAUAAGACUGGUUGUGGUGUUACAAAUGAAAACUUGCUUAUUUUUACCCUCACAGUUACUCCUCCUCCAAUUGGCACAACAGCUCAUCCUGCUACUAAAGCUACUGCUACUUCUGCCUCAACACAAUCUCCCAACACAACUGCCAAUGGAACCACUCCACAUACACCAAGUAAUACAACAGUUGUGCCACCAACCAAUACUACAAACCCUGCAAAGACUUCUGCUGCCUCUGCAAGCACCACAGCUAGUCCACGCACUGGCUCCAGGUUCGACGCAGGCAGUUUCAUAGGUGGCAUGUUACUGACCCUGGGUAUGACGGCCAUUCUGUUCAUGGGAUACAAGUUCUCUUGUGUAAAACGAGAAGUGCAAUACAGAACCAUCGAGGAACAUGAUGCCAUAAUCUAAAGAAUAAAUCAACAAUAUGAAGAAAAUCCAGAAGAACUUUUCAGAGCGUCUUAAAAAGACCUGAGGGAAGAAGAUCCAAAUGACACAGUUGUUACUUUUUGUACAAUACUACCGAAAUAAUUUCAGUUUUUCCUGCACCACUGCUUUAAAUGUAAAUACUUGAAUAUAUUGUCCCUAAUGCAUAGUUAUAACAUCACUUGGAUGCUUUACUUUGUUACAUUGUUGUUUUGAGGGGUGGGGGGUGCUUUUAUACUUUUUAAAAUGUUUUUCGCUUGCACGUUUAGUUACCUGCUUUGUAAUAUAAGGAUCUACACGUCAUUUUUAAGGAUGUGUGCUGAUACUGAUGGGUCAGGCACCAAUGACCUCUCAGACCAGGGACACAUUAAUCAGAAAUGGCCCUGCAGUAAAGGAACUCAAAGCAUUACUGUGAUUCUUGCCGAUCAAAAGAGUGACUGUAUGUAAACCAGGUUGUUUAAAUACAACACAUGUGUAAUUGGAGAAAAAGGACUAGUUGCUUUUGUCGGUGCAAAGUAUUGAUUUGAUGGUUUUGGUGGGUAAUAAAAUUAAUUUGGACCAA